AAUAUUUAUUUUCUUUUCUUUUUAGAAUGGAGGUUCAAACUGUUAAUAAUCAUUUAAACAAUGCUCUGAUAUCACCGUUAUCUGCCACCUCAAAUCCUCAAACACUCAACAAUAAAACAUCAACAAACACAAAAAGUUCAUCGUCUGCAACGUCGCCGCCGCCACCACAAUUAGCCCACUUACAGCAGGCCGCCACCAUGCAAUUAAACGAAAGUCUAACAGCCCAAUUAAGUCGCAGCAACAGUCCAGCCAGUUCAAAUUCCGAAAUAGAAAAAGAAUUACAAGAAUUGGAUUUGAAUAGUUCCAUGAAUAGUGGCAGUAUUAGUUUGGGUGCCGAAUUAAAUUGUAAAUCGAAUGGUUCAUUAAGUGGUGCCUCUUCAACAUCUACCCAAGGCCUUACAUCAUCGACAAAUGCCGCAAAAGAUAGCAAUAGUGGAGCGGCGUCUUUAACAAAUGGCAGUCAAUCGACUAAUGGUUUAAAUAGUAGUGCAACUAUUGGUGGAGCUGCAGCAAAUAUAAAGAAAAGAAUUUCCUCAAGUCGAACACCGACACGAAAGGCGAGACGAAUAAAAUUUUAUCGCAAUGGUGAUCGUUUUUAUCCAGGCAUAACCAUUCCAGUUUCAAAUGAACGUUAUAGAUCAUUUGAAAGCUUAUUUGAAGAUCUUACUAGACUUUUAGAAGAAAAUGUUAAAAUUCCAGGUGCUGUACGCACCAUUUAUACCAUGUGUGGCAAGAAGAUAACAACUUUGGAAGAGCUGGAAGAUGGUCAGAGUUACGUGUGUUCCUGCAAUAAUGAAAAUUUUAAAAAAGUCGAAUAUAAUACGACCUCACAACCCCUUACUAAUCUAUCGAUAUCAAACAAAACCUCAAAUCGUCUAUCGAAAUACUAUCGUCCCUCAUCGCCUUUAAAGAAUGGUUCUACCAAUAAUCCCAAUGUUGGCAAUGGUGCAUCGUCAAAUGCCGUCAUUACAGGCAACACUAACGGCAGUCCCGUAUUGGUAAAAUUAAGUGAACGUGAUAGUGUUGUUCAUCCACGCAUUGUAACACUAAUACGCAAUGGCACCAAACCCCGUAAACUUAUGCGACUGCUGUUAAAUAAACGCAACAGUCCCAGUUUUGAUCAUGUCUUAACAGCCAUUACGCAAAAGGUGAAGCUGGAUACGGGUUAUGUACGUAAAGUUUUCACCUUGUCCGGAACACCAGUAACACAAUUGGCUGACUUUUUUGGUCCAGACGAUGUUUUCUUUGCCUAUGGCACUGAGCGCGUCAAUAAUCCGGAUGAUUUUCGCUUGGAAACCGAUGAACAGAAAUCCUUACAGAAUAUACGUAAAAAUUUACGUACAGCUGGUACUACUUGCAAGGGUCCUAAACCAAAAAUGCCUGUUAAGAGUAAGAAAACCUAUGACACUUCAGCUAUCGAUGAAGAGAAACUACUCAAUGACAGUGGCAUUGAUGCCAAUGAACUACCAGCCGUUAUACGAGAACGUUAUGUUUUAGGACAGAUUAUAGGCGAUGGCAAUUUUGCCAUUGUACUCAAGUGCAAAGAUCGCCAGAAUGGUUUACCUUAUGCUUUGAAAAUCAUUGAUAAAAGUAAGUGCAAGGGCAAAGAACAUUAUAUCGAUGAUGAGGUGCGUGUUAUGAAGAAAUUGUCACAUCCAUAUAUUAUUUCGUUAAUAAUGGAUGUUGAUCAACAGGCGAAUAUGUAUCUGGUGCUGGAAUAUGUUAGUGGUGGUGAUUUAUUUGAUGCUAUUACACGUGUUACACGUUUCUCCGAAGAUCAAUCACGUGUUAUGAUUAAACAUUUAGCCUCAGCUAUGGCUUAUUUACAUUCCAUGAGUAUUGUACAUCGUGACAUUAAACCAGAAAAUUUAUUGGUUGAAUUAGAUGACAAAGGUAAUGUCAUUGAACUGAAAUUGGCCGACUUUGGUUUGGCUUGCGAAGUUAAUGAGCCACUAUUUGCUGUCUGCGGUACACCAACAUAUGUGGCUCCCGAAAUUUUAAUGGAAACUGGUUAUGGUUUAAAGAUCGAUGUCUGGGCAGCCGGUAUUAUUUUAUACAUAUUACUUUGUGGUUUCCCACCCUUUGUUUCGCCCGACAAUCAGCAGGAACCUUUAUUCGAUGCCAUAAUUUCGGGUAUCUACGAAUUUCCCGAUCCCUAUUGGUCGGGCAUUGGUAAUGGUGUGCGUGAUCUCAUUGCCAAUAUGUUACAAUCCGAUCCAGAUGUACGUUUCACCAGCGAAGAUAUACUCGACCAUUAUUGGACUAUGGGCAAUGAUGACAUUAACGAAUACAGCAGCUGAAUGGUGGAACAAAUCGAAAGAAUUUUUCAAUUUAUACAUUAGUGAUGUAUCUUGUUGGCUACACACACACACACACAUUAUUACACGUUUUGUAUUAUGGCUGGCUGGCUGGUUGGUUGGUGGGUUGAAAGCUGCUGUGCUCUCGCUGCUGUCAUCUUUUUUUUAACUUCUUUGAUUUUAUAAAAUGGUUUUGUAAAGUAUGGACCCGAACUGUGUAGUAUUCUGUAUUUAGAAAUUGUUUGAAUAAUAAUUAUAUAUUUUGAUUGUUUUAUUUUAUUAUUUGUAAUUUAUUAAAAA
Molecule: messenger RNA, 2597 nt
Organism: Lucilia cuprina (Australian sheep blowfly)
Lineage: Eukaryota; Metazoa; Arthropoda; Insecta; Diptera; Calliphoridae
Product: serine/threonine-protein kinase GL21140
Exons: 6
Coding region: 27-2300 (757 amino acids)
Biological process (GO): protein phosphorylation; intracellular signal transduction
Molecular function (GO): ATP binding; protein kinase activity
Source: RefSeq, a predicted model, not a curated record